AUGAACGAGUCACGCCCCUUUUACAUCUUAGCCAUGCUCUUGAGCCUCGGAGGUCUCGUCUUUGCCGAACUUGUUUCUCAAAAUGACUUGUUCCGCGCUCUCGCUCGCUACGAGAGCGUAUCGACGUAUUACAAUCUCCUCAAGUCUUACCCACACUCCCUGGAUGGCUUCCCACCAGUCAUUGGUGUGACCAUGAUUGUUCCCGACAACGAAGCCUUUGAGAAGAUCGCAGACUGGGACUCCAACGAUGAUACCAAGGUGUUAAAUAUCCUUCGAUAUCAUAUCUUCCCAGGCACGGUCUCUGUGGGCACCGUUGAGGAAGGAACUCCAGUCUUCUCUCCGACACUCCUGGACGGCGCACGCGUCAUCAUCGACAGGCAGCACGGAGACGAGGUGGUGUUCACAUCCGGAGCCGAUAGACGCUCAAUGCUACUCGAAGGCGACAUCGAUUUCAGCGACGGUGUGAUUCACAUUGUUGACACCAUUAUGGCCCCGCCUCCCAGCCUGGGACCGGCCUGCCGCGUCCACAAACCACUCAGCGCCUUUCUAGGUGCUCUGUACCAGACGAACCUGUCCGAGCAGGUCCCAGCUUCUAAGAACGUCACUAUCUUCGCCCCCAACAACGCAGCCUUCCAGCGCACGUCCGGCGCCAUGUCUACCCUGUCGCAGUCAGAGCUGCUGGAGGUCAUGAAGUUCCACAUCGUGCCCACCGUGCUCUACAGCAAAGACCUCGUCAACGGUGCCAGCUGGCCCACCCUCGGCGGAAAGAAUAUCACCGUCACCGUCGCGGGCAACAACCGGUACAUCGACUCCAGCCAGAUCCUCGACCCGGAUAUCCUCAUCGAGUUUGGCGUGAUCCACAUGCUGGGUGACGUGCUGAACCCCGCCGAGCCGGACGCCCGCCCGAUCCCAACCAUGAUAGCGCAGCUGCCUGCCUUUGAGCUCUCAGGCAGCACGUCGACGGGGAGCAAGGUCCCCGUGCCGUUCACGAGUGCCCUGCCGUGUACGGCUGACUGCCCAAUGCCCACAGGUGAGGUCACAACACCGGAGAGCACGCCGACUGAAAAUGGUGGUGCUGAAGCACUUGCUUCCAAGUGCACGGGUCUCGCGGGCGCGAUGGGUGUUGGUAUGCUCGGUGUUGGCAUGCUAGAGGCGGCGGGUGUGCUGUAA
This is a messenger RNA of Diaporthe citri, 1170 nucleotides long. RefSeq lists its product as uncharacterized. Gene Ontology annotation, biological process: extracellular matrix organization; cell adhesion. The record is from RefSeq and is a predicted model, not a curated record. Lineage: Eukaryota; Fungi; Ascomycota; Sordariomycetes; Diaporthales; Diaporthaceae. Gene Ontology annotation, molecular function: cell adhesion molecule binding. The coding region runs from base 1 to 1170 and encodes 389 amino acids. Gene Ontology annotation, cellular component: extracellular matrix. The transcript has 2 exons.